Alternaria ventricosa is the source of this 2868-nucleotide messenger RNA. RefSeq lists its product as uncharacterized. The transcript is spliced from 5 exons. Lineage: Eukaryota; Fungi; Ascomycota; Dothideomycetes; Pleosporales; Pleosporaceae. The coding region runs from base 1 to 2868 and encodes 955 amino acids. The record is from RefSeq and is a predicted model, not a curated record.
AUGGCUUGCAACAGUUGGGAGAAGCUGUGUAAGGCUCAGCGCGACUACCCAAAAGCGAAGUUCGCAGACUCGUUCGUACAAAAGUCGCUCAAGAAGACGCCCAAGAACCCAUUUCUCUUGGCAUGGAAAGCUCGGUUAUGUCUUACAUUGAACAAUGUGGACGCCGAUGUAGCAAAUCUGGUACAACAGGCCUGGGAACAGCCAGGGGUGAACGAUAUUCGGCUGCUGUCCUACUUAUAUAAGAUCUUAGCCGACGCUACGCGGAAAGAUCAGGACAAUAACCUAAACAUCAGCGGAGUGGGCGACGGAAACCUCAAAGUUUGGCAACGUGCUGCGAAAGCCUUGGGACGCAAGGAAGACCGUCAAGAUCUCUGGUCUGCUCUAGCUAAUGUGGCAUUGGCAGAGGAAUGCUGGGAGGACUUCCGCCUGGUACGUAAGAACCCGGCAUCUGGCCACGACCUGGUUGCUGUCUUUCACUACAGCAAAGAAACCAAGGAAGGCGCCGGAUUAACAUCUGCAAAAAAGCAUGCUCACUUCACGCAAACACUCGCUAUUCAACUCGCAGCUGAACAGCAGUGUGGACUUCCCCAGGGCGAGAUGAAAAGCAAACUUCAAUUCGACCUGGCUCGUAGACUUUUGAAACAAGCAUACGAGGCCGCUCCAGAUGACCCCAUCGCUUUCAAGGAUAUACGCGACUUGCGUUUUAUGGGCGAGAUCUUCGCGCGGCAAGCGAAGUGUAGCGAGCUGUUCGAACACUGGAACCACCCGCCUGCAGCCCUCCAGGACCUUAUGACGAAACAUCGGGGUGACUUGUGGGGCAUGAAGAUUAGACUUGCACGGCAGAGUAAAGAAUGGUCUCUACUUGAAAGCCAGUGUCUUGCGUACAUUGAGCGCAUUAUAUCACAGCAGGAAAGCCUUCGAGAGACUUGUGCCUGGAAGAAAGAUAUUUGGACAUCCUUAUUAGCCACCGCGUACGCAACACGCUCCGCUGACGAUGCUGUUCGCCUGAUCUCCGAUAUCACAAGUCGUACUUUCAACCCGGAGGAGUUCCAAAGCCAAGACCGCCCCUUGAGACUUGCGUACAUGACACUUCGCCAGAAUGUCGCUUCAGGAACUCCAAUGCUGACCGACUGUAAGACGUACUGGAAGAACCACGCGAACCUUAUCACAUGUUACGCAGAUAUUCGACCCUUCCUAGAUGGGAUGACCCCAGAGGAUCGAGGAGAUCUCUGGGAUUUUGCGCAAACUCACUGGGAAGACGCGAGGAAGUUAAUGGCACAGAAUCAGUACCCAGCUCAAGACUGGGUUGUUCAUUGCGGUAAUCGUCUGAAGUUGGGUUAUCUUUUCUGGAUAUCACUGUCGACACCAUCUGCUCAAAGAUGGCAAGGGCUCAUGGAGGUACCUUUGGUCGCCGCAUUGCGAGCUCCUCAGUUACAGUCACCCAGGUCGCCUGAAGGUUUUGUCGCGAUAUACACACUUCUCUGGAUGCACCAUGAAGCUAUGCGCAACGAAGAGCCCGAUCAUCCCUUCGGAAAUACGCCAAAUUCACGAGUUCUCCUUCAAGCUGCAAUGUUGGCGCGCCAUUUGGUGGCGAGCGACAAGGAAAAGCAAAACAGACCGCUAGCACUACUUGCUGCACGGCUACAUCUGAACCUCGGUCUAGGAAAAUCCGCUUUCCAGUUGUACGGCCACACCAAAUGCAAGGAGAUGCUAGUGCAUACUUUGUCACCAUAUGUUCUGUCACGCAUCUCACUGACACAUCCAUUUGGUGCCAAAGGCUACCAAGGAUUCUCAGCCGAAGAGGAACUAGGAAAAGCUGUCGGGACAAUGGAGAGAAUGGAACGCAAGCUUAAUGAGGCAGUAUGUUCUGAUCUCCAGUCGCUUCCAUGGGAUCAAGCUAUGGAACUAUUGGCCGCGAAACGGGACUUCAAGUCGAGCUUGACAAAGCACAUAUGCAAUACAGAGAGCCGUCGUAUAGCACGACUCAAGGGUGAACCGAUCGAUAACAUUCCCGUUAUUGACUCAAGUAGCUACCGGAAUAUCAAGGACGUCGUGGAUAGAACCAUAUUCCCCAACUACGAGCACAGUCAGCAUCCUGGACCACUUUCAUACAUCAUGCCCAACGGCCUUCCGGAAGUUCAUUGGCUGGCCAAGAGCCUUGAUAUCUGGGACGCUAGCAGUAGAUAUCUCUAUAGAGAGACACAGGUGUUGGAGUACCAGGGCAAAUGGAUACACCAAGUUGCCAUGCCUCCGGAUCAUGCCUGGGAAACUGAGCCUGACAUGACGCUUGCCGAAUACCAAGUUGAGGACGCAUGGGUGGGAAUCAAUCUCAUCGUUAAGACGAUGAACUUGCUAGGAUUUUCUUUCGAAAAGCUUCCUGGAGCGCUGGAAGCACUUCUGGAAAUGGUUUCCACGAUGCGACUUGCAAUGGAGAAACUGCGUAUGCCUGGCGCCACGCACCAAAAACCCGAAGAUGAACCCACCAUGUUCCACGAGAACAUGCUGAUGUCCUGCUAUACCAAGUUCGAGGUCCUGCGCGCACUCAUCAAGUUGAUCGAACACCUACGCGAGAAGGUCAUCAAUGCGAAGACCCACCGCAUGAAGGCCAAGUUACCAAAGAGCUGGGUCAAUGACAUGGAAACUGAGACGAAGAAUUGUUUCGAGGCGAUACGAGAUGUGGCGCAUAGCUACAUCAAUCUUAUCGAACAGAGAGGACGUGCUGCGAUUAAGGCGCAGGUCCGGUGGGGCAAGACGGGCGAGGCAUUGAAGCAUGUGCUGAGUGACGACGAUGUUGACUUCUACGCAACUGAAUAUGUGGAUAGCGCACUACAGGCAUGGAAGGGUGUUCUACAGGUUAAACUCAAGUAG